Molecule: messenger RNA, 351 nt
Organism: Entrophospora sp. SA101
Lineage: Eukaryota; Fungi; Glomeromycota; Glomeromycetes; Entrophosporales; Entrophosporaceae
Source: the annotation of a GenBank genome assembly
AUGAAUAACCAACUAACCAAUUUCACCGACCAAGAAAUCCUUAAUGAAGCCAAAAAAAGAAUUGAAAAAGAUAAAAUAUUAUGCUUGCUCAAAGAUUUAAGCAUCCGGAUCCAAGACGGAGAAAUUAAAAGUGAUUGGCACGAUUUAGGAGCUGGCACUGGGGUUAUUUGUGAUGCUGACGGCUGCACUAGUCUUUUUUAUCAAGAUAACGACUAUCUUUAUUCGGUUGACUUGAAAACCGCUUCCACUUACACGGCAACAACUAUUUCAUCUAUACUUGCCAUACCUGCCAAAGCAAGCAAAUCAAAAAAGGCACCAAACCCAAAGAAUACUUUAAUUGAGGAGGUUUAA